Zygotorulaspora mrakii is the source of this 1017-nucleotide messenger RNA. It is a transcript of the gene URH1, whose product is annotated as trifunctional uridine nucleosidase/nicotinamide riboside hydrolase/nicotinic acid riboside hydrolase. The record is from RefSeq and is a predicted model, not a curated record. Gene Ontology annotation, biological process: purine nucleoside catabolic process. The transcript has a single exon. Gene Ontology annotation, molecular function: purine nucleosidase activity. Gene Ontology annotation, cellular component: cytosol. Lineage: Eukaryota; Fungi; Ascomycota; Saccharomycetes; Saccharomycetales; Saccharomycetaceae. The coding region runs from base 1 to 1017 and encodes 338 amino acids.
AUGACUAUAGGCAAGAUCCCAAUAUGGUUAGAUUGUGACCCCGGGCAUGACGAUGCAAUCGCAUUGCUUCUCGCUUGUUUCAAUCCCGCUUUUGACUUGUUAGGUGUAAGCGCAUGUCAUGGUAACGCACCCCAGUCAAACACAUCAUACAAUACAAGAUCUUUGAUCACUGCAUUUGGCGAACAGAAAAGGGUUCCAGUAUAUGCUGGUGCUAUUAAGCCUUGGGUUCGUGAACCCAAAUAUGCCCCCGAUAUUCACGGAGCAAGCGGUCUGGACGGUACUACACUUUUGCCGGUACCUGAGUGUGAACUUCAUACGGGAUCAUACUUAGAUGCGAUGGAAGAAGCCAUCAUGGAGCACCAAGGGGAGAUCUCCCUCGUUUCUACGGGGUCUUUGACUUCAGUGGCUACCGUUUUCAAAGAAAGGCCACAUCUGAUAAAGAUGAUAAAGUAUAUAAGUAUUAUGGGUGGCGGCAUUGGCAUUGGAAAUACAAAUAUGAACAUGUCUGCUGAGUUUAACAUUUGUAUUGAUCCUCAGGCGGCAAGUUUCAUUUUUGGUCACAAGGUUCUUAAAGAUAAAUGCAUUUUGUUACCGCUGAAUAUCACCCAUAAGGCUAUUGCGACCGCAGAUAUCCUUCAUAAAAUCCAAGGAAAUGAUGGCAAUAAGUUGCGUCAAUUGUUCUUUGAAUUGUUUCAAUUUUUUGCGCAUUCGUAUAAGGACGCUCAAGGCUUUGAUCUUGGCCCUCCUGUUCAUGAUCCGCUAGCUUUAAUUCCAUUGCUAGAAUUCUAUAAAUGGGAGCCUUCCUCCAGAGUUCAAUUUUCCUACAAGCGCUUUGAUCUACAAGUCGUUGAAGACCUUGACAGUGCAGAUGUUGGCAAACUUUGUGUCCUGAAGGAAUACUCCCCAGAAGACUCCCAAGGGUCAAUCGUCGGCUUCGAUUUGAACUUUGACUUUUUCUGGGAUCAAGUUUAUGAGGCGUUGUACUUGGCAGAGAAGUCAUCUACGAUCGAGGUCUAA